CGUCAUUGCUGUAGCAGCCGUCAACCAAAAUGGCGCUGGACGAUCCUACUGCCAGUCUUCAGAACUAUCAAGUUCAGCUUCAGCAGGUGGAAGCUGCGCUCACAAACGACCCGGAUGACAAGGAUUUGUUGAAACUAAAGGAGGACCUGCUUGAAGUUAUAAGCCUGACAUUGAAUUUGAUCAGCACAAGCUCAGAAGAACAGUCAGAGAAACAAGGAUCUGGCGAGAGUUCGAAACGCUCAGGAGGAGAAGCCUCAGGGUCCAAGGACGACGAUGUCGGCUGGUUUCCUGGGGACAAGUGCCUAGCUUUGUGGAAAGAUGGACAGUACUACGAUGCCACCAUCGAUGACAUCAUUGGCGAAGGGCAAGCUACGGUCACCUUCACAGCUUACGGGAACACAAUCAUCCAGAAGCUCUCUCAACUGAAAGCCCACAAAAACAAGCGGUCUAUGAACAAUGUCAUCGAAGGAGGACCAAAAACCAAGAAGCAGCUGUUGCUUGCCGAGAGGGAAUACAAGAAGAAGAAGGCCCAGAAGAAGGCUGUGCGCCUGAAGCAGAUCGAGGAAGAUCGAGAAAAGGAGAAGAACAAGUGGCAAGAGUUCAACUCAAAGGCCUUCAACAAGAACAAGAAAGGUCAGGUGAAAAAGAGCAUCUUCGCCUCGCCAGACAACGUCAAUGGACGGGUUGGGGUGGGCACGUGCGGCAUAGGAGGCCGGCCCAUGACCGAGUUCCACCACCAGGAAAAGUGGCGCAAGCAAGCGGGUGCCUCGGGCAGCCAGGCUGGCACACCAAUGCCCACGCCCGUUGGUGCUUCAGGGCUGGUGUCCCUGCCCACAUUUACCAUGCCAUCUGGAAUGCCCGGUCCUUCCAUCUUUUGAGUGGCCAGACCUCCCUUUUCUUCUCGUUCUACUCCUAGCUGUGUAGAACUUAAGACGUGUUCGUUCGCAUUGCCUUCCACAUGGGGAAGCAAGGUGAGAAAAAACGAGAAGACUGCACGGUCCUUUUCACACUUUGGUCGUGCGCUGCCGUGUCGUUACCAGUCACAGCCCACAAGUUGCUUUCUGUCGUGCACCAACCUGUCUGUGUAAAUAUUGAAAUGUCUUCAAACUGCCCAGUAAAAAAACUUGUGACAUACUUUUC
Rhipicephalus microplus (southern cattle tick) is the source of this 1140-nucleotide messenger RNA. RefSeq names its product survival of motor neuron-related-splicing factor 30 (gene Spf30). The record is from RefSeq and is a predicted model, not a curated record. Gene Ontology annotation, molecular function: RNA binding. Gene Ontology annotation, cellular component: nucleus; precatalytic spliceosome; cytoplasm. Lineage: Eukaryota; Metazoa; Arthropoda; Arachnida; Ixodida; Ixodidae. Gene Ontology annotation, biological process: mRNA processing; regulation of alternative mRNA splicing, via spliceosome.